Messenger RNA from Pyrgilauda ruficollis (rufous-necked snowfinch), 1911 nucleotides. RefSeq names its product serum response factor binding protein 1 (gene SRFBP1). The record is from RefSeq and is a predicted model, not a curated record. NCBI's taxonomy places the organism in Eukaryota, Metazoa, Chordata, Aves, Passeriformes, Passeridae. Gene Ontology annotation, cellular component: nucleus; 90S preribosome. Gene Ontology annotation, biological process: maturation of SSU-rRNA. The transcript has 8 exons. The coding region runs from base 70 to 1380 and encodes 436 amino acids.
UGCGCGUGCUUUCGGUUCGUGCGGCGGCGUGGGGCGCGCUCGGGGCGGCCUGCGGGGCUCUGCGGCGUCAUGGCGCCCGUGCUGAACCUCAACAACGAGGUUGUGAAGAUGAGAAAAGAUGUGAAGAAGGCCAGAGUCCUCAUUAUUCGCAGACUAACCAGACACAUCGGGAAAUUAAAAUCGAAAAAGGGUUCAGAAGACUUGAAAUUAAAGAACCAAAAACGAGUUGAGAGAUUAAUAGAAGAAAUCCAUGCCAUGAAGGAAAUAAAACCAGAUGAAGUUACCAGACUUGCUCUUAGGACAGAAGUUAAUUUUGAAAGUGUCUGCAAAAAGCCAAACUGUACUGCAGCUGAGCGAGCCAUGGCAAGACUUGCAACACACCCCACCUUGAAGCCCAGAUUUGUUGAACUUAAAGCUGCUGUUAAAGCUUUUAAGGAUGCAAGGAAGAACCCAGAAAAAGCCACUCCUGUAAAAAAGGAUCAGUCAGAAGAAAAGCCUAAAUCGGCACAACAUUCCAAUAACAACUUGGAUGACCAAGCUUGUAAGCGGCCUCAAAAACAGCAAGGAUGUGAACACAAAACAAAACCAGGCAUGAAAGUAGAAACUGACAAAGUGGUUGAAGAGCUCUGUGAGAGUGAAUCUGAGCAGAAAACUGUGGAAAUGGAGAGAGUGUAUGCUCCAGAAGAACCUUCAUUUCAGGCAGUAGAAAUGCAAACAGUUACUCAAAACAAAACAGGAAAGAAACUUGACUAUCAAAAAAGGAAAGAAAAUAUGAGUAUGAACAAAUUAAAUGUGAUAAAAGAAAGAAUUGAUGAUAGUGACCAAGAGCAUCCCAAUGAGAAGGAAUACUUUGAUGAUAGUACUGAAGAGCGGUUUUAUAAUGAGUCAUCAGAUUCUGACAGUGACAGCAAUGAUGAUUUCUUCAUUGGAAAAGUAAAAAAGAAGAAAAAAGUAGCAGCAGUUAAUUUUUCUUCAACAAAAGAAAAGGGUAGUGUUCAGAAAAAUGUAAUGAAAACAGAGAAGAGUACAGAGACAGGGACAGGGCAGGAUUUGAUCAUGGAAGAGGGAAAGUCACUUGCAAAAGCAAGCAAGCUGGAGUCAGUGUUCUGCAGUUCUUUAUCUACUACCAAUCAGAAAUCUCAGAACAGAAGAAAUACUAAACACCAGCCUCUCAAAAAGGAAAGAACAGGUUUUCUUAAAAAUGAAACAAAGCUCAAGAAGAAACCAUUUGCAAAAGCUUCAGGGGAUAUUAAAUGCAACAAUAAGAAAGCAUCUUUGGAGCAGCCUCUUCAUCCUUCUUGGGAAGCAAGCAGGAGGCGCAGAGAGCAAAUGUCUCAAAUUACAGCAUUCCAGGGGAAAAAGAUUAAAUUUGAUGACUAGACUAUACAUAAAUGGGGUUCUAAGAAAAAUUUUUUUGCAGCUACUGUUUGAACAUCUUUGUUGUACUGUCCUUUGCAACCUACAAAAUUGCAACUAUUAUUUACCAUCGAAGAAUACCGAGAUUGUUGCAUUCAUUCUCCUGUCUGGUGAUUAAUGUAAUGGCCAUUUGGUUCGUAAGUCCCAUUAUGCAGUACCACCAUUCAUGAAAUAUACCCUGACGUGAAUAAAGGGUUUUUAGGAGCAUAAUUUGUGCCCUAUAGGAAUAGUACACAUUCUCUGGAGAGGAGUUUGGAAGGGUUUGUGGGUUUUGGUUUUUUUUAUAUGUAAAAAAUUGUGCUUUAUAUGAGAAUUUGGUUGUCAGAAGAAAGGUUCUGUAUUGUCAUAUCUCAACUGAGACAAAGUAAAAGAUUCUUAAACUUGAAGAGACUUUAUAAAUUCAUCAGUGUAUCAGGUGGCUGGAAAAGUCAAUCCAUUUUAAGCAUAAUAUGAAAAUUUCUGGAGAGAAUAAAAUAUUGUACUUUUAAAUUGUGA